AUGGCCAUGGAGCGACCUGUGCGGCUGGUGCUGGAUGCGUCCCUCCUCCUCGAUCCCGUCGGUGCAGGGGCGCAGGAGGCCGCGUCGGUGCCCACGCUGCGUCCCGGGGCGGAGGCGCUGCUGCGGCGGCUGCGCCACUCCAAUCUGGGCGUGGCAAUUUGCCAUACGGAGGAAAUGCCAACUACUGUGAUGAACCAAUAUAUCCAGCUAGAUUUAUUUCCAGAUGCUCCCGUUGCACUGAUCACUCUUGAUGUCUGUCAAAGUUUUCUUCUGCUAAAUCCUGCUGUGCGAGUUGAUGAAGAUCUAUUUUCUGAACUUGAGAGCCACAACUGGAAGGUUAUUGCUGUAGAUAGUGAAUGUGGAACAAAAGAUUCUGGAGUUGUAAAUAUUGGCAAGCUUCAAGAGCUGCUUAUCACUUUGGCUACUUUAAUUAAAAAGAGAGGAGCAUUUCCCAUUUAUCCUAGUGAAAAUGGACUUAUCUUUGUCCCACUCUCAUUUGAACUUCCUUUAGCCUCUCAACUUCUAGAAGUUGACAUAAUCCUCCACAAAAUGACGGAUGAGAUCAUUACCAUUGAUCCAAAUUGCUCCAUCAGUUUUCCCAGGGGAAUUUCAUUUUCUGCAGGAAUGUCUGAAGUUAUAAGGUUUAUGGAAGAAUACCCUGAUUUUUGCAUCAUUGAUCCAUUCAAAAAUAUUUCCCCGUUGCUUGAUCGUCUGCAAAUCCAAGAAAUUCUAGUUAGAUUGCAAGAACUUGGCUCUGAAGGAAGGCCCAAACUCCGAGCACCACAUUCUUUGAAGGUCAUAAAAUUCAAUGGCAGUGAAUUACAGAAGCAACUAGCAGAAGCUAAUUUAUCAUUUCCACUCAUCGUGAAGCCACAAGUAGCAUGUGGAGUCGCUGAUGCGCACAAUAUGGCAUUAGUUUUCCAAAUUGAAGAGUUUAGCAACCUUAGUGUGCCUCUUCCAGCUAUUCUACAGGAAUACAUUGAUCACGGGUCCAAGAUAUACAAAUUUUAUGUAAUUGGAGACAAGGUUUUUCAUGCUGUAAAAACUUCAAUGCCCAAUGCAAAUUUGCUAAAAUCGUCAUCGGGGGAUGAACCUCUUACGUUUAAUAGUUUGAAGACUCUUCCAGUGGCUACCAAGGAGCAGCUGCUGCUGAACAGGGUACAUGAUAACAAAUCUCUGAACAUCGGUGUGGUGGAAGAGGCUGCAAAAUUGUUAAAGGAAUCACUUGGACUAACAAUUUUUGGAUUUGAUGUUGUUGUUCAGGAGGGCAGUGGAGACCAUGUCAUAGUGGACCUAAACUAUCUUCCGUCAUUCAAAGAAGUUCCUGACUCCGAGGCGAUGCCUGCGUUCUGGGAUGCAAUCAGGCAGUCAUACGAGUCGAAGAAAGGGAAGAUCGCGUGGAGCUCCAGGGAAACUUUCAGGAUUGCCGGCACAGUUUUGGCCUUUUGUUAUUCAGGCAAGCUUCCGUCACUAAUGGAGCACAUGAAGAGGUUCUCCGGCAUGGCGAGGGGCACACCCGCGUCGGCUCCGGCGCGGAAGGACGAAGACGAGAGCCUGCUUCUCUUUGGGGAACUGUACAGGCAUGAUCAGGAGAAGGAGGUGAACCUCCUUGACCCAAUGUACUCCGUGGAGUUUGAAGCCAUCCAAGGUGACCGCCGCAUGUUCAAACUCGCCUCGGGGAAGCGAGAUUACCUACUCACAGAUGGCGAAAAGAACGAUUACGAUUGGCUCAAGACUCCUCCUGCCACCCCGCUGUUCGCUUCCCUUGAGAUGGAAGCUGAUUCCGCCCAAAUGGUUUUCCAGAGGGAGCUGCCUAUCCUUCAACCAGUUAAAACUUCAAGGUUCUCAGGAAAGCUCGAUGCACUCAGUAGCACAUCGACGAAAUCUGAAUCUCCUACGACGUCCAGUUCCUCAAAGUCGGCCACUCCAACGGCAAGACCCAGCUCUUCGUCAGAGAAAAACCUCAGCACCAGAGGACCGUCCCCUGCCUUCUGCAAACAAGAGUCCCCAUCUUACAAAAUAGACAAGAGAUCAAGCUACACACCUCUGGGAAACAGGCUGCAGAAUGCAGUGGCAGCUCCUACAACAGACACCAAGGCAGCUAAGAAAACCUCGUCAGACAAGAAGACCGUAGCCCCAGGCAGCACAAAGGCAGCCAAGAACGUCGCAGACAAACCCGCGAUGAAGAAUGUCGAUGCUGGCAAUGGUGGUGGCACAAGAAGAGUGUCGGUUGGUGCAAAGGAUCUGAAGGUCGAUGUUGGCAAUGGGGGCGCCACAAGAAGAGUGUCGGUUGGUGCAAAGGACCUGAAGGUCGAUGCCGGCAAUGGCGGCGCUGCAAGAAGAGUGCCACGUCAACCGGCUGCAGCAACAGGUAUCGGCAAAGACCCCUCUUUACUGCCGGCAGCGGCAAGAGGAAGGAGCAGAGGUGGCCAUGAGCCGGCUACUGGUAACGGUGUCGAUGCCACUGACGGGGCUGUGGUGAAGGGGAGGAGGAGAGCAGGCGGGGAGAAGGAGCAGCAGAGGCAGCAAAAGGUUGGAAGCCAUGGAAAGAAGCUGGUUGGGUAG
Molecule: messenger RNA, 2565 nt
Organism: Triticum turgidum subsp. durum (durum wheat)
Lineage: Eukaryota; Viridiplantae; Streptophyta; Magnoliopsida; Poales; Poaceae
Source: the annotation of a GenBank genome assembly